AUGACCUCCGCAUAUUCGGCUGUGUCAACACAGCCGUCAGCGAAACCAGCAGCAUGCCACACAAUUACUGCUCUGAAGAGGUGGCGGUGCAAUCCGGAAGACAAGGACCUGCCGCCGGUAUCCGAGGUGAAGGCGAUACAUGUCUACGAUUUUGACAAUACAUUAUUCGCGAGUCCCCUUCCCAACAAGGCGAUAUGGGCCGGCCCCACUCUCGGUCAGCUUGCCGCACCCGACGCGUUCCUCGACGGCGGGUGGUGGCAUGACAAGACGAUUCUAGCAGCCACAGGAGAGGGUGUAGAGAAGGAAGAAGCUCGAGCGUGGAAUGGGUGGUGGAACGAACAUGUCGUGUCACUGGUGGAGUUGACAAUGCAGCAGAAGGAUGCGCUAUGUGUGCUCCUUACUGGCCGGUCAGAGGCAGGCUUCUCCGACUUGAUCAAGCGCAUUGUCAGGAGCCGGAAUCUUGAAUUUCAUAUGAUCUGUCUGAAACCGACGACUGGCCCUUCCGGGCAGAAGUUCAAGUCGACCAUGGAAUUCAAGCAGGCGAUUCUCAAGGAGAUGGUCUACACGUACAAAGAUGCAGAGGAGAUUCGAAUAUACGAGGAUAGACCGAAACACACGAAAGGAUUUCGCGAUUUCUUCUUCGACUUCAACAGAGACCUCAUGGCGAACCGGCUUCCCACGUCACGACAACCCAUCAAAGCGGAAGUUGUACAGGUCACCGAGAACUCCACCCAGCUCGAUCCCGUCACGGAAGUUGCAGAAGUACAGCGGAUGUGCAAUGCACACAACCUUGCGAUCAAGGCAGGAACCGCGGCACCGGGAGCCGUUCCGUACGAGAUCAAGAAGACCGUCUUCUACACGGGAUAUAUGAUUCCGCCCGCUAUGAGCGAGAAGUUGAUGACGCUAGUAAAAGCACAGGCGGGCAACGCGAAGGAUGACAUCAAACAGCUCGCCAAUACCAUCUUGAUCACACCCAAACCUUGCCCCAAGAGCAUCCUGGACAAAGUUGGAGGUAUAGGUGCCAAGGUUAUGUGGAAGGUGACUGGCGUCUCCUGCUUUGAGAAUAAGAUCUGGGCAGCAAGAGUAGAGCCAGUCCCAAAGUCAACGAAGAUCUACUCCGAGAAUCCGACACCGACGGUUGUGUUGGCGAUACGCAGAGGGGGACGACCGGCCGACGCAGCGCGGAUUUCGAACUGGCAGCCCGUUCCGGAUGAUCAGGCCUACAUGUUCGAGACGACGGUCGAGGAGAAGGCGAUGCUGCGGAUUGAGGAGGAGAGGGAGGAGGGAUGGGACCGUGUCCCCAGGAAGGGAUGGGCUCAUCAUAAGCGGGAUCGCUCCGACGAACGAGAUGCCAAUCCCGGCCAUGCAAAGGAGGGACGGUCGAAUUUCUCGCGCCCGGCGAACGGGUUCCAUGGGCGAGGAGGUGGUAGUCGUGGCCGCGGCGGUAACCGAAACAUAUCUGCGCCUCGGGGACGCGGUGCUGGAGGUUACGGCGGGCGUGGUGGUGGUGGGCCCAAAGGCGGGCGAGGUCGUGGAGAACGGGGACUGGGGCAGUAUAGGAGUUUGGACGACGUGGGAAGCCGGCCGGAUCAUGCAGAUGAUGCGCACAGCUACUACUAG
Molecule: messenger RNA, 1620 nt
Organism: Westerdykella ornata
Lineage: Eukaryota; Fungi; Ascomycota; Dothideomycetes; Pleosporales; Sporormiaceae
Exons: 3
Coding region: 1-1620 (539 amino acids)
Biological process (GO): box C/D sno(s)RNA 3'-end processing; rRNA methylation
Cellular component (GO): small-subunit processome; box C/D methylation guide snoRNP complex
Molecular function (GO): histone H2AQ104 methyltransferase activity; RNA binding; rRNA methyltransferase activity
Source: RefSeq, a predicted model, not a curated record